AUGAUGGCCGGCCUGCUUAUAAAGCAGAUUUUUACCGCCAAUGUCUGCCACACAUUUUCCAUGACCACAAGCCAACAUUUACUCAUGGUUCAACGCAAAAAUAUUAUGAUUCGAAGCAACCCCCAGCACACAACUGCCGGUAAUCAGGCCUUGGAGCUUGUCAUUCUUGACUGGGAGAAGUCUGGUUGGUAUCCAAGUUACUGGGAGUACUGCCUAGCUGUUUGUGCAUUACGCUGGGAUGAUGAUUGGGGCCUCUGGAUUGAGAAAAUGCUAGAUCCAUUUAUACCUGAGGUUCCCUGGCUGCAAAUGCUUUGCCUAGAAUUGUGGUCCUAG
Molecule: messenger RNA, 333 nt
Organism: Histoplasma mississippiense
Lineage: Eukaryota; Fungi; Ascomycota; Eurotiomycetes; Onygenales; Ajellomycetaceae
Exons: 1
Coding region: 1-333 (110 amino acids)
Source: RefSeq, a predicted model, not a curated record